Molecule: messenger RNA, 2294 nt
Organism: Haliotis rufescens (red abalone)
Lineage: Eukaryota; Metazoa; Mollusca; Gastropoda; Lepetellida; Haliotidae
Product: hexosaminidase D-like
Exons: 3
Coding region: 281-1729 (482 amino acids)
Biological process (GO): carbohydrate metabolic process
Molecular function (GO): hexosaminidase activity
Source: RefSeq, a predicted model, not a curated record
GGGAGAUAACUCUAAAUGCCCCGGCAUGUUGGAUCACAGGAGACGGAACGACAUUUUCCCCUACUCGCCUGUCACACUAGCACAGUAAUCAACUGGAAAUCAGAAUAAAAUCAGAAGUCUACAAUCAGAGACCUGUGCAUGUAUUAACUGGUCCCUGCUAAAAUGGAAUCAGAGAAGUAAUCGUAAUCCACUGUGACUGCUCCAACAGAUUUUCAAAGACUGGUACCUACAGGAAGUCAGAAAACUGGUUUAUGUGUUGGAUCUGACGACGCUAGGAAAGAUGGCUUCUAUGUCUCAGCGCCUUGUCCAUCUUGACCUGAAAGGGGCAGCACCAAAAUUGUCCUAUUUGGAAAAAAUAUUCCCUUUAAUAGAACAGUGGGGAGCGACCGGGUUAAUCAUGGAGUAUGAAGACAUGUUCCCUUACCAUGGCAACCUUUCUGAAGUUGCAUCCUCCCAAGCCUACAGUGUAGAAGAGGUUAAAAAAAUCCUUCACAUGGCUGAACAACAUAAUCUCGAGGUGGUGCCCUUGGUGCAGACAUUCGGCCAUUUUGAGUUUGUUCUGAAGCAUGAAACAUUUGCGAAGAUUCGUGAAAUUCCAAAGUACCCAACAUCACUGUGUCCGUGUCACCCCGAUGCAAUCCCCAUAGUAACGGCAAUGCUGGAUCAAGUCCUUGAGAUGCAUCCCAAGACAAGGUGGUUCCAUAUCGGAUGUGACGAAGUGUACCACCUGGGUAGGUGUGACUUAUGCCGAAGGAAAAUGGCAGACGAAAACCUCACCACACAGCAACUUUUUUUCGGUCAUGUCAAAACAGUGGCUACCUACAUCAAAGCACAUUAUCCUACAAUUACCCCAAUUGUGUGGGAUGACAUGUUUCGAUUUGCUGCGGUCAAGGAUCUUAAGACAAGCGGUCUGGGUGAUCUCGUGGAGCCAAUGAUAUGGCACUACCUGUCAUCAUUUCUUCUUCCGGAGAACCUGUUCGACAACCUGUGUACUGUGUUCCGGGACAUCUGGGUGGCCAGCGCCUUCAAGGGAGCUACCGGAGUGUGUGCCAGUAUGACAAACAUAUCCUUCCAUGUUGAGAACCAUUUGUCCUGGUUGCGAUUGAUCGACGAGAAAGGAAGCAAGUUUAAUUCUAUCCGUGGGUUUGCUAUCACUGGCUGGCAGAGAUAUGACCACUUCGCAGUGAUGUGUGAGCUCCUCCCUGUUGCUAUCCCAUCUCUGGCUUUGUGUCUGAGUGUGGCUAAGCAAGGUGUGUUCACCCAGGAUAUCCUUAUGCACAUCUCUAACCAGCUCGAGUUCAAGCCUGGGCUACCCCUCAACCCCUACCAGUGUCAGAUCCCCACGGAGUGCCGCUACCCGGGGAGUGAUGUGUACGCCGCCAUGAUCGACUGGAUUCACACCCAGGCUAAGUGUGACCAGUUCCUACAAAGUGACACACUGUGUUCCUGGAUGAAUGAUUACAAUAUUGAACGAGGAUUUGUCAACCUGAUGCACAUCGAACCUAUUGUGACUGAAGCUACGAAUAUUCUUGCGAGACUUUGUGAAGUGCAGAUAAAGAUUCAGAAGUCCAUGGAGCCCAUCUUCUCCGAUGAGACCGUGACAGAAUGGAUUCAGACCUAUUUGGAACCCAAAUCAAAAAGACUUUCUGAUGUUGUUGAAAAGGGACAAAAAGUGUUAGGAAGAGUGAAUUUUGAAGGAUUUGAAGAGAAAAUGUCCCAGGAUAUGUAAGAAAGGGUCACUGCACCGAGAAUGUUAGGGACCGGUCAUUUAUUAAAGGGAGGGGGGGUCUGAUGUAAACAGGGGAGUAUCGCUGAAAAAUAUACAAUUUCUAGGGGAGGGUUAUAACAAAUAAUACACAUAUUUUGGAAGGAUCGUGUAAAAAUGGACAUUUUAUAAUAAAAUAUUAAGUGAUAGUGUAUUUUCUCUUUUCAGGGAGGGUCUAAAAAAUAUGUACAAGGACAUUGGGAGGGUCAUCCAAAAAUAUGACAUCCUUGAGGGAAGGAUCCAUAUUUUCUGUACAAAAUUCUCUCACCCACCCAUCCCUGUCAUAAAUGACCGGUCCCAUAAUCCAGGUGAUCCCCAGCCAAGGAUUUUGUCCGGAUUAACCACUUCCCACUCCCACCCCCACCCAUUUCCCAAGGAAGGGUGAUCACAAGGGGAGGUAACUCUCAGCUGUCAUCAAUUAGAGUGUGUAUGGAUCAAUAGGAUGAUUUGGUAGUUCAGUGGUUGCUCAUCAUGUAUAAGACCCAGGUUCGAUUCCUACCAUGGAGUGAGUGAGUGAGUGAGUUUGGUU